Molecule: messenger RNA, 1544 nt
Organism: Microtus oregoni (creeping vole)
Lineage: Eukaryota; Metazoa; Chordata; Mammalia; Rodentia; Cricetidae
Gene: Rmnd1
Product: required for meiotic nuclear division 1 homolog
Exons: 12
Coding region: 123-1472 (449 amino acids)
Biological process (GO): positive regulation of mitochondrial translation
Source: RefSeq, a predicted model, not a curated record
CUCGCGAUGCGCCUGCGCCGCAGCGGGGCGGGGCGGAGCGUGUUUCCGCAAAGGCUCCUGCGGCGGGAGCGUGCGCGCGGGCUCUGCCGUCCUCCUCUCCGCGCACAGCCUGAGAUGUGGUCAUGCCAGGCAGACUUCUCCAGAGCCUGGCCUCUUUACACAGCGUGUCAUCAAAAGCCCGUCAGUGCAGGAGGCUCCCUGGGCUCCCGUUAAAACCACGUUCGGAAUCUGGAAGCGCAGCAUGCCGGAGCACCCUGAAAAUACAGACCCAUUUCGGUUCAUUCUGUCCUAGUGUAAGAGCUGACAGCUGGAAUAAGCCAAAGAUCCUGGGAAUGAGCUGGAUAAUACCAAACGCAAGCGGACCCUCUCCAUUACAUGUUGGCCGUUGUUGGGAUGGAGAAGCACGUCUGCCGGCCAUGUGCCCCUUUGGGACUCCCAGGAAAGUGACUUACAGACCAAAUCUCUUAUGCUCUAAGUGGUUUAUAAAAACAGUAAAAAGGCAUUACUCUGUAUCGACAGAUACACUUGUUCCAAAACAAGACCUUCCACAGAUCAAGAGGCCCCUGAAGGCAUCCCGGACCCGUCAGCCAUCCAGGAGCAACCUCCCAGACCUUUCUGUGAAUGAGGACCUGAUGCAAUGCACGGCCUUUGCAACCGCGGAGGAGUAUCACCUGGGAAGUCUGUCGCAAGAGCUGGUCUCCUGCGGAUAUGUGGAGGUGACAAGCCUGCCUCGAGAUGCAGCAAAUAUUUUGGUGAUGGGUGUGGAGAACGCUGCAAAAGAAGGUGAUCCCGGAACAAUAUUCUUGUUCAGGGAAGGAGUUACUGUGUUCUGGAACGUAAGAGACAAAACUGUGAAGCACGUGAUGCAAGUCCUGGAGAGACAUGAAACCCAGCCCUAUGAGGUGGCUCUGGUCCACUGGGAGAACGAAGAGCUGAACUACAUGAAAACGGAGGGACAGUCUAAACUGCACAGGGGAGAAAUCAAGUUAAACUCGGAGCUGGACUUAGAUGACUCCAUUCUAGAAAAAUUUGCUUUCUCCAAUGCUCUUUGCCUCUCAGUGAAACUGGCUAUUUGGGAAGCAACACUGGACAAAUUUAUUGAGUCUAUUCAGUCAAUUCCAGAGGCAUUAAAAGCUGGGAAGAAAGUCAAGCUGUCUCAUAAAGAAGUUAUGCAGAAAAUGGGUGAGCUCUUUGCCCUCAGGCACCGUAUAAACCUGAGUUCAGAUUUCUUGAUGACUCCUGACUUCUACUGGGACAGAGCUAACCUGGAGGAGCUUUAUGAUAAGACCUGCCAAUUUCUCAGCAUUACUCGAAGAGUUAAGGUCAUGAAUGAAAAGCUUCAGCACUGCAUGGAGCUAACAGACCUAAUGCGGAAUCACCUGAAUGAGAAGAGGGCACUCCGCCUGGAGUGGAUGAUUGUCAUCCUCAUCACCAUCGAGGUAAUGUUUGAGCUGGGAAGAGUGUUUUUCUGAUCUUGUGACAACGAGAACAUCACUGGAAGAGAUAAUUCAAGUCCUACAACCAAAAUAAACCAGCAUUCACUA